This is a messenger RNA of Suillus discolor, 1383 nucleotides long. RefSeq names its product major facilitator superfamily domain-containing protein. Gene Ontology annotation, molecular function: transmembrane transporter activity. The record is from RefSeq and is a predicted model, not a curated record. Bases 1 to 1383 code for a protein of 460 amino acids. Gene Ontology annotation, biological process: transmembrane transport. NCBI's taxonomy places the organism in Eukaryota, Fungi, Basidiomycota, Agaricomycetes, Boletales, Suillaceae. The transcript is spliced from 13 exons. Gene Ontology annotation, cellular component: fungal-type vacuole membrane.
AUGGCAGCCGAAUCUGAGCCUCGAACAGUUCAUACGGAAGAGACAAGCCUCCAAGAGGAAAAGGGGUGCCCAGAAACAUCGGAGAUAUGUCAAGUCACCAAGGAUUGCCCCUCAAACCCCCACGAGUUUGUCGAAGGGGGUUUGACAGGUUGGGCCACUGCUUUUGGAGCCUUUCUUGUGCAGUUUUGCGGGGUGGGGUAUACUGCUUCAUUCGGCGUCUAUCAAGACUUUUAUACCCAACACUACCUGAUAAACGAGACGUCGUCUGCUAUAUCAUGGAUCGGGAGCACGAGCGCUUUUUUACUCCUGUCCGUUGGCCUCAUGUCAGGUUCGCUGCACGACCGAGGAUAUUUUUACCAUCUCAUGAUUACCGGAUCACUUCUGCAGAGUUUAUCUCUGUUCUUGUUGUCUCUUUCAAAACCCAAUCAAUACUACCAGAUAUUCUUCUCGCAAGGCUUAGGCUUGGGUAUCUCAUUUGGGCUCACAUGCAUCCCUAGCAUGGCUGUCAUUCCGCAUCACUUCCGACGGAGGCGCACACUGGUUAUGACAUUUAUAGCUAUAGGCGCAUCGCUAGGCGCCAUCAUCCAUCCGAUCAUGCUAAAUAACCUCCUCAACGGUCCUCUGGGAUUCGCCAAUGGCGUCCGUGUAAGCGCAGGGUUGAUCAGCUUUUUUCUCUUAACUGCAUGUCUAUGCAUGCGAACUCGCCUUGAUCCGCCGGCGACACCAGUGAAUUAUAUCGUGGCGUCUAGAAAAUGUGUUCGCGAUGUACCAUUUGUGCUCAUGAUGACAGCGGGCUUUCUUUUCCAGAUCGGCUUCUACUACCCAUUGUUCUUCUUUCAACUCGACUCCAUCAAGCACGGUAUCAGCGUUGAUUUUUCGUUUUACUCGUUAGUGAUCUUAAAUGGGUCCAAUUGCUUAGGGCGAUUUACAUCGGGGUUCAUUGCGUCAUUCACGGGAGUCCCGGAGUUGAUGAUAAUGUCCUCGUUCUCGUGCGGCGUGCUCAUUUUUGGCAUGAUUGGGUUGAGUAGCUUGGCCAGCGUCGUUGUGCUAGGCGUGGUGUAUGGCUAUGUUGCUGGGGUGUGCAAUGCAUUAGGAACUCCACUUAUAGCUCUUUUGACGCCUGACCUCUCUGAGCUUGGUGCGCGCAUGGGCAUCUGUUUAUUCGCUCUUGGUGGGUAUUACGAUUACUUCAAUGGAACACCCAUAUGCGGUGCUCUGCUAACAACUAAUUAUAUCUGGUGGAUACCGUCUGUGUUCUCUGGGAUCGGUUCACUUGCUGGUACCAUGUUGUUCACCAUCAUGCGAUACAAGUUUCUGAGAAAGCAGCGCGUUCAAAUGGACGUGUUACCAUUAGACAAUCAGGCUGUUGAAGUUGAGCCAUGA